GGGGGGGGACCUGGGGCACCAGCCUACCCUGGGUAACACCUGUCCCCCCAGUAUAACGAGCUUCUGGCCUACAUGGAGAUGACAUACAGUAUGGCCCAGGUGUGCCUGAAUGAGGGGCCCUGCCUGUCCCUGGAGCCUGGUGAACACCCAAGCCCUGUCCCACCCAACCACAGAAUCUCCAGCACUCAGUCCCUUCCAGGGGCCCCUCCCAGCCCCCAACCACCCUCCCUUAUUGCCAGGAGGGUGAGGGAAGAGGCAAGUGGGAGUGGGUCCCCCAUGGCUCCUUUUCUGGGCAUAGAACUCGAAGUCAUGGCCACCUCCAGGGACAAAGAGGAGCUGCUGUGGGCCUGGCAGGGCUGGCAGGAUGCCGUGGGCUGCCAGAUCUGCACCACCUUCCAGCACUAUGUGGAGCUCAGCAACAAGGCUGCACAGCUCAACGGUUACAAAGACAUGGGGGCCUUGUGGCGCUCCAAGUAUGAGUCGGAUACCCUGGAGCAAGACCUGGAGCGGCUAUUCCAGGAGCUGCAGCCACUCUACCUGAACCUGCACACCUACGUGCGCAGGGCCCUCCACCGCCACUAUGGGCCCGAGCUCAUCGACCUGAGGGGGCCCAUCCCUGCCCACCUCCUGGAGAACACGUUGGCUCAGUCCUGGGUCAACAUCUUAGACCCGGUCCUGCCCUUCCUGAAGAAGAUCCCAGAGGAUGUCACAAAGAUCAUGAAAGUCCAGCACUGGAAGCCAGAGAAAAUGUUGGAAGAGGCUGAGACAUUCUUCACCUCCUUGGCGCUGCCACCUGCCCCACCCAGUUUCUGGAAAAAGUUGAUGCUAAUGAGGCCAACCGAUGGGCGAGAGGUGGAGUGUCACAUCUCUGCCUGGAACUUCUACCAGGACGACGAUUUCAGAAUAAAGAAGUGCACGGAAGUGACCACAGAAGACCCGCUCUCCAUCUUCCACGAAAUGGGCCUCCAGUACUUCCUGCAGUACAAGAACCUCUCCGUCAUCUUCCGCGCAGGUGCCAACCCAGCCUUUGAAGAGGCUGUGGGGUCUGUGAUCACCCUCUCGGCCUCCUCCCACAAGCACCUGCUCAACAUAGGCCUGCUCAGCCUCUAGCACCAGGACUCAGAGGAUGAGGUCAAUUUCCUGAUGCAUAGUGCCCUGGAGAAGAUCGCCUUCAUCCCCUUCGGCUACCUGAUGGACCUGUUUCGCUGGAAGGUCUUUGACGGCACCAUCUGGAAGGACAUCUACAAUCAGGAGUGGUGGAACCUCAGGUACUUCCUCAGUCUGGUGCUCCGGUUCCAGUUCCACGAAACACUGCGCAAAGCCUCGGGCCACAUGGGUCCACUGCACCAGUGUGACAUCUACAACUCCAAGAUUGCCGGGAAGCUCCUGGGAAAAAGACACAGACAAAGUGACAUUCCUGAGUCUGAAGCUGGACCCCAACCAGGCUAAAUUUGGGUACUGGGUGCUGUUGGCCCUGGGCUUUGUCAUGUCUCUGGUGGUGCUGGGGCUGGCCUGCAGGCUGCAGUCCCUGGAAAAACAGUCACUGACUCAAGACACUGAGAUAUUCAGCCCACUGCCCAAUGCCUGCUUCCUGGGCAUAGCCAUGGAACCCUGCCAGGCUGCUAAAGGACAGUGGAUGCUGCUGGGCCUCUGCCUUGUCCUGAUGCUGUGCUCAAUCAGCCUGGCCAUCUGGAUUUUCACACAGUAAAGCAGGAAGCCUCCAAGGCUAUUAGGUCUAUAAGAGCUGGAUGCACAUCAGGAGUGUGCCCCUCUGUAACAACUCUAGUCAGCACAGGCCAUGGUGCACAAAAGGGACUUGGAAAAUGAUGGAAUGACCAGCCUGUCCAACAGAGGGGCAGCCAGGACAUCUCUGCCCUCUUCUCAUCCCCCAGCCACAGUGGCCAAAGAGGCCCCCACUAGGCACUGUGGCUCUGCAUGACAAACGCACAUCCAGCCCAGGACUCUAAGCCUCUCACCUGGACUCCAGUAAAAACCUUGCUGAGCCUCCUUGUCUAUCCUUCCUCCCCCACCCACCAUUGUAAAGUUUAUGUCACCAGAAUAUUUCUUUCAUGUCUAAUUGCUUAAAAACUUGGUUGUUCAUCAAUUAAAUCUAGAUGUUCAAAAUGG
Molecule: messenger RNA, 2127 nt
Organism: Pan troglodytes (chimpanzee)
Lineage: Eukaryota; Metazoa; Chordata; Mammalia; Primates; Hominidae
Gene: ACE3
Product: angiotensin-converting enzyme-like protein Ace3
Biological process (GO): regulation of systemic arterial blood pressure by renin-angiotensin; proteolysis; positive regulation of systemic arterial blood pressure
Cellular component (GO): plasma membrane
Molecular function (GO): peptidyl-dipeptidase activity; metallopeptidase activity
Source: RefSeq, a predicted model, not a curated record